AUGAAAGAAGCUCGUCGAGGCCGUGGCCAACCAACGACAAGAAAGAGUCAAGAAACUGCUCACAUCCAUGAAGCGGGUAAAUUUAUCAGCAAUGCGCGAAGUCCUUCGGAGAAUGAUUCCUCAUUGAAAUGCUUUCAGCUCAAAAUAGUCAACAGCUGCGUGUGUAAUGCGGACAUAAUGCUUCCGCGAAGACCCCAGCGCACCGUUUUCGCGCCUUUUUAUACCCGUGCGUGGAGUUCGGCGAUGGAGACGCCGCCGCUUGAUCAUCAAUGCGAAGGCGGUGAUGUCAAUACCAAUCCCGAUAUCGGAUUCGAAAACGCCCGAAAAAGGGCCCGGGAGGCGCCUCCUUCGAGCCCCAAUAUCGCCUCUUCGGGGAAACAUCAAGGCAAAGGCGCACGCGGGCGGUUCUUCGAACGCACGCGUGUCUGGCAGUGGGAUGAAAACGAUGACAUGAGGUCGAAUCCUUCUCCGAGAAAAAAUGAAAAAGUACUCGUACGCGAAGGCGAGUUGAGUGCGGAGCAGUGGAUGGGCCACAUCGCGCACGUGAUUCUGGGCCGGCAUUCGCAGCUGUCGUCGUCGUCUUCGCUUUACUAUCGUCUACGCCAUCCCUGCAUUAGUCGAAUGCAGGCCCGGAUUGUUUUUAUCACCUGUGCGGAUAUGCACACGUACUUUAUCCAACGCUUUCCUUCCAUCAUCGAGGAGGAAACGAAAUCCAACGAAGAGGGCGGGAUGGUUUAUGUUAUCCGGGAGGAUGAGGGGGCCGCGUCUUUGGAGCCCCUUUCACCGAUGGAAGGAUCUUUAAACGAAGGGACGCCCUCCCCCGCGCAGGAGAAGUACACUAAAUGCGCAAAGUCCUUUAAAGGGGCGUAUUAUCUUCUGAUUAAUUACGGUAGUAAUCCAAUUUUUGUUAAUACGCAGGCCGUACCGGCAGGCCGAAGUGUCGCCCUGACGGAGGGGGACAUUAUUUCCUUCUUGGAGUGCGCUUUUGACGGUGAUGCGGGUGUGGUAAGUCGAUUGGGCAAGGAAAGCGAAGAGGAAACGAACAACGAAUCAGUGGAUGUCGACGAUCCUCAACAAUCCCUCAAACUCCCACCCCUGAAGCCUGUGGAGAUGGGGAAGGAGGAGUUUGAAAUGAGUUUCGAAGGCAACGAUUGUUUAGUUUCACUUCAAGGGCGCGCUUUAGAAGCUCUACUGGCCCAUCACGCGAAAAAAGGCUUCGAUGCUUUGGAUUAUUGCCCUUUCGCGGCGGGCAUUUCGCGAGAAAAGGGCGAAAACUUCCCGGGGUGGCGUUUCCCGCGAAUGCUCGCCUUACCAAGGAGGGGUUUGACCAGCACACGCGAGUUGGGUCUCGACAACGUGUUUGAGGUCUGCCCUCAGAUUCAAGCCUACUUUUGUUCUUGGCUUCGCCGACAAGGAAAGAUGUGGGGCCGACAAGAGGCAAACGAGAAGAAAAACGACUCGGAAGAGCGUCCGGGCGAGGCGAGAAUUGGAGAAAAUGGACCGCACGACGUCGCGAGUAUUCCCUCCAUGAAGGAAUUGUCAUAUGAUGCUUGCCUUAGGUAUGGGAAACAGAUUGAGGAGGGGUUGGAAGGGUAUUUUAGAGCGUUCGUUGAGGGAGUAUCGGCGAGUGCUUUUAGCAGCGAAGACGAGGAGGAAAACGUGGAGGAAGUCGAAGCGGAGGGGAUAGUGCUCUCGCCUUUACGAGGGCGGCUUGUAUUGCAGGCAAAACCACAACGACAACGUGGGAAUUUGUUAGCCAUCCGAACGAAUGAAAAGGAGACGGAGAAGGAGGCGUCCUCGAUGAGCCCGAUUAAAGAACUUCUCCUUCAGCUCCUCAACACCCAAAAGGAGGAAAAGAAGAAUCCCAGAAUGGAAAAUAAUACGCAAAAGCUACGGCUGAUCAGUCCUCUGAACGAAAGGGGGCAGACGGCAGCCGCGGAACCAAUGGGGCGGCUUUCCCGCUUUAAAACUAAUAGCAACGCCGCCGAGCCUCCGUUUGGCAAAGACGAUGACGAUAAUGAGGGGUAUAGUGCGGCUAAUCAUCAUGACAACUACGAAGAGGAUAGUCCUAUGAGUGAGGGCUCUCCCUACGGCAAGUGGCCGAGUAAUGCGCCCUCCGGAUUCCCCUCUUCUUCCUCUUCUUUGGGGCAUUAUUUUUCGUCGUCGGAGGGGUUAUUUCCGAGCGGAAUUCCACGGAUUUCCAUCCAGCCCGCGGUGCUCCCGGUUUUUGUCUUUAUGGAGCGUAGUCGAAGCCCGGAACGAACCACCCACGAGGCGCCCUCCUGUCGAGAAAUUCUCCGCACACGAAAUGGCGAUAAAAGUGAAGACGCCGGCCAUUCCCCGCGAUAUGUUUAUUACUAUGAAGAAGACGCGAUCGAAGAAAAGGGAAAAAAAAGGUUGGAAAGAACCCGCCCUCCUCCCCCUCGUUUUCUGGGAGCCUGA
Phytomonas sp. Hart1 is the source of this 2442-nucleotide messenger RNA. NCBI's taxonomy places the organism in Eukaryota, Euglenozoa, Kinetoplastea, Trypanosomatida, Trypanosomatidae. The record is from the annotation of a GenBank genome assembly.